UAGCCGACAGUUGCUCAUCUGUGAGUAACUGUUCUCUUCCUGAUGUUACUGAUAUAAACAUAUUUCCGUCAUGUUACUUGGCAAAUUGAAGUCUGAGGGGAUCCGACCAACUGCCUUUCAACACCAAUGAUGUACAGGAAAUGCAGACAAUUUUAGUUUCAACAUCUGUACAAAACUAUAAGCCAGCGCCGACUCAACCACCACCCCCGCAAUUAAAACAUACAAUAAACUCAAAAUCUGCCCAUACCCAAAUCUAUGCCCUUCUUUACGAGGGAAUCAAUCCUGCUGUGGUGUGGGGGGGUACGACGGCCAAAAUAAAUAGUGAGAGAGAAGUGUGAGUAUGGCAAACUGUUUCUGGACUCCCCCCAAGAGUUCUAUCUGUCUUAAAAGGUCUCUUCACAUUAGCCACAGAAAAAAUGACUAAGUCCUCUGACGAAAAGAUUUACCUUUGACUGUUCGAUCCGGAGAGUUUCCCCGCCCCCUCAAUAGACAACAAAAAGUGGUUGUAAUACUGGAGAAGCUGAAUUACAGAAAGUGAAGUGUGUUUCUGCGUCUCACGGCUUUAUUAAAUACGAGCGGGUUGGAUGUUGGCCUAAGGCAUCUCAAGAAAUUCAGCAUGACGAAUUCAACCGAAGAUGGAAAAACUGACUGCGAGAUUAAUCACAUGAUCCAUCAAUACCUAUUCUGUGCCACCUACAUCCUGGUCCUACUGAUAGGAGUACCUACUAACCUGUAUGCACUGUACCAUGCCUGGCAGCAAACACGGGCACGCAACCAGCUGGGCAUCUACCUUCUCAAUCUGACUGUCUCAGACCUGCUCUACCUCGCCUCGCUCCCCCUCUGGCUGCAAUAUUUCUUCCAGGAUGACGACUGGACGUACAAAGAGUGGCUCUGCCAGUUGUGUGGCUUCCUGCUCUACCAGAACAUCUACAUCAGCGUGGGCUUCCUCUGCUGCAUCUCCAUCGACCGCUACCUAGCCAUCGUCUACCCUCUGCGCUCCAGACGUUUCCGUACCAUGCGGGCGGCCGUGGUGGUCAGCGCCGUCAUCUGGCUGAAGGAGCUGGUGGUGGGCGUGGUCUUCUUCCACACCAAGGAGCUUAGCAAAGACCCAUUAAACCACUCCAUUUGUUUUGAGCACUAUCCCAUCAUGCCAUGGGAGCGCAUCAUGAAUUAUUACCGCUUCUUCUUGGGUUUCCUGUUCCCACUGGGCAUCCUUUCCAUAUCGUGCUUCUUAGUACUGCGGGUCGUGAGUAAGAGCACGGGCACUCAGGAUGACCAGAAGACCCGAAUCAAGCACCUUCUGACCGGCACAGUGGUGAUCUUCCUGGUCUGUUUCUCCCCAUAUCACGUCAUCCUGCUGCUGCGUACCAUACUGGAGAAUGACUGCUCCUUUAUCAGCAGCAUAUUCAACUACUACCACUUCUCUCUGAUGCUCACAAGCUUCAACUGCUUGGCUGACCCGGUGCUAUACUGUUUCGUCAGCGAGAGCUCACGGCGGGGUGUGCGUGAAACGCUGACCACAUGCACCGAGUUCUUGACAUACCGGCGUCGGGGGGACCGUGCCAUCUCCAGCAAGUCCCCAUCCUCGAAGGAGAGUGGGACCUCCUUCAUCCCACUGCAGUCCAAGAUCAACGAGGUGGGGAGGAUUGCUGAGAACACAAUAACGGUUACAGCAUCUCUGAACUAAGGGAUGUCAAAGCUACUGGAUGGCAAGUCUAAGUCUUUGCUCGCUGACAUGACAUUAAGCAGCAACUGAGCUGCAAUGUUGCUUCUUCGUGUAACCGACUGUGGAGUGUCACAGUGACUCUGGAGUUCCCAUAGUCUCCCAGUGUCUGUUGGGCUUUCCUACCACAGUACAAAACCAUGGUUUUUGAGUGAAUUUGCGUUUCUAAAAUUCCCCUAGCGUGUGCAUCCCCUGCCAGCUGGGAUAGAUUCCAAGCUCAUCAUGGCCCUCUACUGGAUACAUAUUUAUGACAAUGUAUGAUAAUGGAUGGAUAGAAUUCGUGUGUUUUUCUCAAGGCAUUUCGAAGCAGGGCAUUUUCCUCAGGGUACAAACCCUUUGCCAUACAUCAUCCCGUCUUUGUUAUUCUAAAUGAAAGUCUCAAUUUUUUUUUAUUUGCAAAACAUCUGCUUGACCUCAUCUGGUAGAUGUUUUACAUCACGGUCUUCUUCAUCUUUUUUCUGGAUGUUGUCUCCAGGCAAAGAGCUGAUAAAAACUGACUGAUGUUAAGAUAAAUAAGGUCUUUGAUCUGCUGUUUGUACAAGUCGCAAGAAAAAUCUUUGUUGUUCACAUUUCCCUUCUUGCUUGCCUUGACGCAUGCAUAUAGAGGCGAGAGUGACGCUUGGGAUCACAGUGCAGAGUCAGCCAUUUGCCAGACUCUCCUGGAGCCGUUUUUGGAAUUUGGGGCCUCGCUCAAACACCCAGCAUUAUCACUUUGCCGGGGACAGGAUUCGAACCGGCAACCUUCCAGACAUGUGUGUCAUAGCCUUAGCUAAACUACUCGAUGUUUCCAUGGAAGUUGUUCUCUAGACUUUGAUUGUAGAGAAACUUAAGAAUGAAAGUUUUGUCAUCCGUAUUACUCAAUGGCAGCUUAUUUCACUACACCCACGAUGGUCAGCAAAAUUCACAUCCCUUACAACAGAGACACACUUUCUUCAUUUUGGGCUGGCUGUUUCAUAAUGGGUACCUCGUUAUCUGAUCAGUCCCUGAUGUUCUCACGCCCUAAUGCUCUCUCACCCUAAUGCUCUCUCACCCUAAUGUUCUCUCACCCCAGUGCUAUCUCACCCUAAUGCUUUCUCACCCCAGUGCUAUCUCACCCCAGUGCUAUCUCACCCCAAUGUUCUCUCACCCCAAUUUUCUCUCACCCAAAUGCUCUCACAAUUGACUCCUGUGAUGGGUUUGCAUUACAAAGCAAAAAAGGGUCAAACGUCAGAAGGUGAUGUGCCAGCAUCAUACGCUGGUUUGCGCGGUGAGGGAAACAGCAGUUUGGAGAUUCGCUGCUAUAAACGCGUGAAGGUGCCCCCUUCGUGUAUCGACCACUGCGGGACUUUUGCACUUCUCAUGCGUGAGUCAUGCUUUGAAGGUGACACUGAAACAGACCCACGGGUCUGUAGGAAAAUGUUAGCUCUUCAUUAAUGGAAUAAAAAGGUUUUGUGAUGCACUUCAAGAUGCUUCCAUGGUGUGAUUAACUAAAACUGUAUGCCUGCUUGUGUUUGAGUGAUGAAAUAAAUAUGUGUACUGA
Brienomyrus brachyistius is the source of this 3242-nucleotide messenger RNA. Its product is annotated as ovarian cancer G-protein coupled receptor 1-like. Gene Ontology annotation, biological process: G protein-coupled receptor signaling pathway; cellular response to pH. Gene Ontology annotation, molecular function: G protein-coupled receptor activity. Lineage: Eukaryota; Metazoa; Chordata; Actinopteri; Osteoglossiformes; Mormyridae. Bases 617 to 1687 code for a protein of 356 amino acids. The record is from RefSeq and is a predicted model, not a curated record. Gene Ontology annotation, cellular component: membrane. The transcript is spliced from 2 exons.